AUGGCCGGCGGAGCGAAAAAACCGGUGAACAUCUUUCGCCUCAAAAACUUGGGUGAACCCAAGGAGGUCUUUAAUUGGAGGCUAUGGUUUGCGGUCAUUUCAUUCGGUCUGAUGGGCGCCGCCCGAGGUGUUGAUGAGGGCUUAAUCUCAGGCGCCUUCAAUUCCAAGGAUUUCCAGAACUACAUCCACUACGAGUCAUAUAGCAAAGUUGAACAGACCAACAUCAAGGGAAAUGUUACCGCUAUGGUCCAAAUAGGAUCUAUUGGCGGAGCUCUUUUUGCGUUCUUAGUCUGUGAUCGUAUUGGUCGUAUCUGGGCAACUCGUGAACUUUGUCUUAUAUGGCUUGCGGGAAUCGCUAUUUUCAUGGGUAAUGGCGGUAGCCUAGGUGCUGUCUAUGCUGGUCGUUUUAUUGCUGGACUUGGUGUUGGUCAGACAGUCGUGGUAGCCCCUGUGUAUCUUGCAGAAAUUGCACCUUCUUCGAUUCGUGGUCUAUGUACCUGUAUCUUUACUGGCUUUGUCUAUCUGGGCAUCGUACUUGCUUAUUUUGCAAACUAUGGCUGCCAGGUCCAUCUCGGCGAUAAUACUCACAACCGAUGGCUUGUUCCCACAAGUCUCCAUAUCAUGUUCGCAGGCCUCAUUUUUCUCUUAUCUUUCCUUCAGUGUGAAUCACCACGGUACCUAGUCAAGCGCGGCCAGAUUGAAAAGGCUAUUGCAACCCUUUCAAAAGUCCGCGGUUUACCUUUUGAUCAUGAAUAUAUCGUACACGAGAUUGGCCUUAUUGAGGCAACGCAUCAUGCUGAAAUGGAAGCUACGAUGGGUUCUGGGGCUGUCGGAAUUCUCAAGGAAGCCUUCUUGGUUCCAUCAAACCUAUAUCGAGUCUACCUCGCCUUUAUGGCUCAAAUCUUAGCUCAGUGGUCUGGGGCUGGGAGUAUUACUAUAUACGCUCCGGACCUUUUUAAAUUACUCGGAAUUACAGGGAAUAACGAGAGCUUGCUAGUCAGUGCUGUUUUCGGAAUCAUUAAGUUGAUCGCCGCAGUUCUCUGUGCUCUCUUCUUGGUCGAUGUCAUUGGACGCAAGCGAGCCCUCUUGGUCGGUAUCGGCCUUCAAGCUAUCUCUAUGAUUUAUAUUGCUGGGUUCUUAACUGCCGUCCCCAAAAUGGGUGUAGUCGAUGGCUUCCAGCUACCAGUCACACAGAAGGGCGCUAGCGAAGGAGCAGUCGUAAUGAUCUACCUUUCUGGGUUUGGAUGGGCUCUAGGUUGGAAUUCCAUGCAGUAUCUUCUGACGGCAGAGUUGUUCCCCCUCCGCAUUCGUGCUCUUUGCACUUCUAUGGCCAUGACUCUGCAUUUCGCCAAUCAAUAUGGCAAUUCGCGUGCAGUGCCCAACAUGCUCCUUCCCGUGAGCCAGGGUGGAAUUGAUCCUAAGGGUACAUUUUGGUGCUUUGCCGCCAUAACCAUUCUUGGAGGCGUUUGGGUUUGGUUCAGUAUUCCGGAGACCGCUGGCCGCUCGUUAGAGAGCAUGGACCAGCUCUUUGCCCUCCCAUGGUACAAGAUAGGAAGGUUUGGUAAUAAGGAUGCGGAGGAGCGUGACCGAUCGGUGGAUUGCAAAAUGGAGAUGGCGGUGCAAUCUUAUGGCACGUCUGAGCAUAUUGAAGGAAACAUUGGUUCAAGGAAUGUUUGA
Molecule: messenger RNA, 1677 nt
Organism: Talaromyces atroroseus
Lineage: Eukaryota; Fungi; Ascomycota; Eurotiomycetes; Eurotiales; Trichocomaceae
Exons: 4
Coding region: 1-1677 (558 amino acids)
Biological process (GO): carbohydrate transport; transmembrane transport
Cellular component (GO): membrane
Molecular function (GO): carbohydrate:proton symporter activity
Source: RefSeq, a predicted model, not a curated record